UGGUUCCAGAUGCUGAAAUUCCUCGACCAGUCUACUGAGGCCGACGAGAGUUUGUGCAAUCUGGAGAGCCCUGAAAGUGAAACGGGAAGUGAACGUGCCACUCCGACGUAUGAGGAGAUGAUUGCGCAUGCGGUACAAGAGCCUGUCGCAUGUAGCGAGGCUCAGCCACAGCCCCUGCGUCAAGAGCGGCCUCCCACUAAAAGGAGGAGAGUCACGCCUGACGUGGCCACAAAUGUAAUGGUGGAGGCCACCAAGACACUUCAGGCUGUGGCUGAUGCUGCCAGAUCCAUGCCUGUCCAAGAAGACCGCUACGGCACCCUUGGCGCCCACAUCGCAGCAGAACUGCGGGAAAUGGAGAAGGUGGGCGGCAGGGAAUACACCACUGUCACUGCGCACAGUCUGCAGCGGACAUUAAUGGACAGGUGGGAUUUGCUGCAUGCGACAGCCCGUGCACAACCGUCCACCUCAGGUUAUAUCCAGGCUGCCUUGCAGCAGGCUGGAAUAGAGGAUGAAGAUUCGAUGUUAUAAAUAUAUAUGUGUGUAUUAUUUUUGUAUCUCUCCAAUCUUCUUAAUCUAUUUUUAUAAUCAGGGUGCCUCACAUUGUAAAGUGUCUCAUCCGCUUCAUACAUCUCUAUUAAUUUUGUGGUAUCACACAUCAAUUGUAUUUUGCCAUGUAAAUAAAGUUACAUAAAUAAAGUAAUAACAAUUUAUCUUCAUGAACAUAAAGUGUAUCGAACAUUUAUUUACCUUCAGA
Molecule: messenger RNA, 754 nt
Organism: Schistocerca cancellata (South American locust)
Lineage: Eukaryota; Metazoa; Arthropoda; Insecta; Orthoptera; Acrididae
Exons: 2
Coding region: 10-528 (172 amino acids)
Source: RefSeq, a predicted model, not a curated record